Messenger RNA from Drosophila gunungcola (fruit fly), 835 nucleotides. RefSeq names its product dnaJ-like protein 60. The record is from RefSeq and is a predicted model, not a curated record. The transcript is spliced from 4 exons. Lineage: Eukaryota; Metazoa; Arthropoda; Insecta; Diptera; Drosophilidae. The coding region runs from base 121 to 783 and encodes 220 amino acids.
UUGCCAGGUCAAAAAGCCCUGGAAACAGCUGUUUUGUGUUUUUAUAUAGUUUGGAAAUUUAUAGCUCAAAAUUAUGGUUACUGCCACAGAUAAACACAAUUAACAUUUACCUAUAUAACAAUGCUGAGGCUGUGCUUUUCGACCCGUUCAGGAGGUGGCUCCUAUAGGCGUAAUUUUUCCCACGAAAAGCCCAAAAAACUGGAAACGCACUAUGAAGUUUUGAAUAUACGCCACGAUUGCAGCACCCAGGAUGUUCGCAAUGCCUUUGUCCAGCUCUCCAAGUUGUAUCAUCCAGAUGUCAAGAGCCAUGCUGUGUGUCCCGAGAGAACAGCCCGAUUUGUUCAGAUUUCCGAGGCUUAUAAGACCCUGAUAAAACCGCAGAAGCGGCGGGAUUACGAUGACAGCCUGCUGUGGCAGCCAACCCGCUCGGAUCGCAGUCCUGUGGGCGAAACCGUCGAUCCCGGCCAGCCGUGGGAUGUGAAGCCCAACUAUGAUCCCAAUCCAGGACCCUACUAUGGCAUCCGGGGUCUCAAGAGGGUCUCCAACUGGCAGGUGGCCCUGGUUCUAAUGGCCCUCGGAAUUUUCGGAGCACUCUUUGGCUUCACCUCUGUUAGGCACUCCUUUCACCUGAGUCGCCAGCUCCAGGACGAGAUCUCCGCCGAGGCCAAUUCCCACCAUGCAGCCGUUGUGGCCGAUGCCCAGAAAUACGGCAACGAGGAGCAAGUGCGUCGCAUGGUCGACCGCAUGUCCCGGAGUCCCUUCAACCAGACGUCGGCUAAGUAGUCAACCACUUGCGUCAUUGUUUUCGGCCAAAUUAAACGUGAAAGCAAAUAGA